Trichoderma atroviride IMI 206040 is the source of this 790-nucleotide messenger RNA. Lineage: Eukaryota; Fungi; Ascomycota; Sordariomycetes; Hypocreales; Hypocreaceae. The record is from RefSeq and is a predicted model, not a curated record.
CUCCAGACGGGCUCCAGACAAGCCCCAGCCCUCGCAACGACAUCCGGCUCGCUUAGCAGCAUGAUUUAGCACCAAGAAGCGCUACAUGGGUGGCCACACCCUCUCUACAACUUAUUAUAUAACCGUCAAUACUUGCAUCCAAUAACACGUCGUCGACUCCUCGCGAAAGCGCCGACUGAGCGAAAAAAAAUCCGGCGGUCCGAGGCGCAUCAUCACAUCUCCCGAACGAGGUAGCAGCGCAUGAUAUCAUUAUCCAGAGAGGGGAAUGGCUGUAUCCAGUUCUGUUCACGGCCAGUUUGAUAUUUCGAGUUGCCUGCGACUCGACGUGAUAUUGGAGCGGAACCGUUGGAUGUCGACACUUGAGCCAGACGAACACGACGUGCUAGGUGCUACCGUGUUCCCCCCACGGAGAGGAAUCAAUGAGACUGGGUUUUUCAAACGCUUUUCCGAGAGGCUCGCGGAUUAAUUUCCAUUUUGGCGACACUGCAAUUACAAAUGCGACUGCGAGACGCCGUUCCACGGCUAUUCCUGAGCCGUCCAUUUAUGUGCCGGGGUCGUACGUUUGGCGCGUAACUAUUGUGUAAUGCAGCAAUAGGUGGGUGACGGAAAUUUCGUACUUUGUCAGAAGUUGGCUUCUCUAGACUACUUUGGCCCUUUUACCAUCUGCAUAGAAUUCACCAUCUCUGCUGUAUUGACGGAAGAGAUGAAUGCCAAUUGCCCAUUUUCGUCUUGAAACCUGCCUUUUGUAGGGUAGUCGGUAGCACCGCUACAACAUUUUCCAAUCAACAGG